AGCGCCUCCAGGGCUCGGGACGGCCCCGCCGCCGGAGGGAGGGCGCGAUCCGGCGCUGCUUCUGCUUUUGGGCCAGCGGCUGCGGGGCUUCCCCGGCAGCCGGUCCAUGUGGCUGAGCGCCUCCGGGACGCUCCCGCCGCCGCCGCUGCUGCUGCUGAGCCCGCGAGCCCGGCGCCGGCGGCAUGCCAAGCGGACGCCGCCGGGAUGAGCUGCAAGCGCCGGUCCGCGAAGAAGCCGCAGCUGCGGAGGUCCUUCAGCGAGCAGCUCCGCGACUCCACGGCCAAAGCCUGGGAUCUGCUCUGGAAGAACGUCCGCGAGAGGCGGCUGGCAGAAAUUGAAGCAAAAUCAGCAUGUGACUGGUUGCAAGCUGCUGGAUUUCCACAAUAUACACAGCUCUAUGAAGAUUCCCAGUUUCCUAUUGACAUUGAAGCUGUCAAGAAAGACCAUGAUUUUCUUGACAAGGAUCUUGUAGAACCUCUUUGUAGGCGAUUGAACACAUUGAACAAAUGUGCCUCAAUGAAACUCGAUGUGAAUUUCCAAAGGAAAAAGGGUGAAGAUUCUGAUGAAGAAGAUCUUUGUGCUAUCAGUAACAAAUGGACUUUCCAAAGGACAAGCCGACGAUGGUCUCGGGUAGAUGACAUUGACACCUUAAUUCAUCAGUCAGACAAACAUGGGUCCUCCGGGGACAUUAAAAUGAAAAUCACAACUAGCAGUGAAAGUGUGCUAACUGACCUGAGUGAGCCUGAGAUCUCCUCUGUCCACAGUGAAAGUAGUGGGGGAAGUGACCACAGGAGUCAGUCUGGACUCAGCAACCUUCUCAGGGAAACUUUUGACUGUUCAGGACAAUAUUGUGUUGAAAACACGAUAGCCCAUGACUCUGCUUCAGUAGGUAGUACUCCCCUUCAGCCUCCAGAAGACUCUGUUCACCCUGGGAAUGAGAGACCAACACGGACCAGAGCUAAAAACUUUCUAAAGCGCAUGGAGACACUAAAAGGCAAAGGUACACAUGGAAAACUGAAAAGCUCUGGAAGGACUAGUGGCUUAGUAAUAAGUCAGCCUGUUCUUCAGCAUGAACCAAAAUCCCUGAAGGAUAUGCAAUGUGUGCAAAUAGAGAAUGGAGACCUCCAAGGUGUGAUAAACUUAGAUGCCGCUAAGCAUGGGUUUGACUUCUCCACUAAGUCCAGUUGUGAGAGCAGCCAAUCAGAGAUCAGCAGUAGUGGAAUAAGCACUCCUUGCUCCAAAGAACAUAAAUAUUAUGAAGCAAGUAAACGAGGUGGCAUGUACCUGGAGGACCUGGAUGUUCUUGCAGGAACAGUCUUCAGGCAAGGGGUAGACCAAAAUCGCAAAAAUGAAUUUCAUUCACAAGAAAACCUAGUUGUUCAUAUUCCCAAAGACCACAAACCUGGAACAUUUCCUAAGGCACUUUCCAUUGAAAGUCUUUCUCCUACCGACAAUAGCAGCAGUGUCAACUGGAGGACAGGCAGCAUUUCGUUAACCAAGCAGAAGUGCUCAACACCUAGACAGGCUAGCCCUCUUGCUUCCUGUCCCAAAGAGAGUCGGGUUAGCAUUUACGACAACGUUCCAGGUUCUCACUUGUAUGCCAGCACUGGAGAUCUUCUGGACUUGGAAAGAGAAAACCUUUUCCCACAUCUGGAUGAUAUUUUGCAUCAUGUCAAUGGGCUUCAGGAAUCUGUGGACGACUGGUCAAAAAAUAUAUUGCCAGAGCUGAAAAAUAAUGAUUCAUCAGUUAGUGAGCAUGGGACCUUACCAUUCCAAUCACCUUGUAAGAUUGCACUAGACUUUGAACAGAACUCUGUGUCUGAAGGACGGACAACGCCUAGUGAUAUGGACAGAGAUGGGGCCUCUCUGAAUGAAUCAGAAGCCACAGGUGUUAGGGACAGAAGAGAUUCUGGUGUUGGAGCAUCUCUCACCAGGCCAAACAGGCGAUUACAUUGGCAUAGUUUCCAGAUCCCUCACCAGCUGAGCCAUACCAUAGGAUCAUUACAGAUCAGCAAUCAGUCAGCUGCUCAGCUAAAUCUGCUUCAAAAAUUCUCCUUGCUUCGUCUUACUGCUAUCAUGGAAAAAUACUCCAUGACAAAUAAGCAUGGCUGGACAUGGUCAGUGCCAAAAUUCAUGAAGAGAAUGAAAGUUCCAGACUACAAAGACAAGAAGGUUUUUGGCGUGCCUUUAAUAGUCCAUGUGCAGAGAACAGGACAACCCCUUCCACAAAGCAUCCAGCAAGCCUUAUGCUAUUUACGCAACAACUGCUUGGAUCAGGUGGGCCUUUUUCGGAAGUCAGGUGUGAAAUCUCGAAUACAAGCCCUACGUCAUAUGAAUGAAAGCUCCCCUGAAAAUGUCAGCUAUGAAGACCAGUCAGCAUAUGAUGUGGCAGAUAUGGUAAAGCAAUUUUUCAGGGACCUUCCAGAACCUCUUCUCACUAGCAAACUAGGAGAAACUUUCCUCCAUAUCUAUCAAUAUGUUCCAAAAGAACAGCAGCUUCAGACGGUACAGGCUGCCAUUAUGUUGAUGUCGGAUGAAAACAGGGAAGUUCUGCAGACCCUGCUCUUUUUCCUGAAUGAUGUCACCUCAGUGGAAGAGAAUCAGAUGACCCCCAUGAAUAUCGCUGUGUGUCUGGCGCCUUCUCUUUUUCACCUCAAUAUAAUAAAGAAAGAAAGCUCACCACGAGCAAUGCAGAAAAAAUAUGCAAACGGGAAGCCAGAUCAGAAAGAUCUGAGUGAAAACCUGGCAGCAACUCAGGGACUUACUCAUAUGAUAACAGAAUGUGAUAAACUUUUCGAGAUCCCUCAUGACAUGGUUGCCCAGUCUCGGAAUUCGUACGUGGAUGCUGAAGUGCAUUCUCCAACUCUGGAGGAACUGGGGAAGCAAAUGGAGGACGAAGGUGGAAAUUACCAGAUCUACCUUGAAAGUGUCAUGCAGAACCUCUGUAAAGAAGCCAAGGAGAAAUUCAAAGGAUGGGUCGCUUGUUCCAGCAUAGAAAAUACAGACCUCUCCUACAAAAAGGUUGGAGAUGGCAAUCCACUAAGGUUGUGGAAGGCAUCUGUGGAAGUCGAGGCUCCUCCCUCGGUUGUGCUGAACAGAGUGCUAAGAGAGCGCCAUCUGUGGGAUGAGGAUUUCUUGCAAUGGAAAGUCAUUGAAACCUUGGACAAGCAGACUGAGAUCUACCAAUAUGUUCUGAAUAGCAUGGCUCCCCAUCCUGCCAGAGACUUUUUAGUCUUGAGGACGUGGAGAACAGAUUUCCCUAAGGGGAUGUGCGUGCUAGUGACUGUUUCUGUGGAACAUGAAGAAGCGCCUCUGAUGGGAGGUGUGCGGGCGGCUGUUAUAGAUUCCCAGUAUUUAAUAGAGCCCUGUGGCUCCGGGAAAUCUCGCCUGACACAUAUCUGCAGGAUUGACCUAAAAGGUCAUUCACUGGAGUGGUACAGUAAAGGAUUUGGACAUCUCUGUGCAGCAGAAGUUGCCAAUAUCAGAAAUUCAUUUCAACCCCUUAUCGCUGAGGGACCAGAAACAAAAAUCUGAGUGAUGGAGGAAUUCUCUGCAUGCAUUAAAGCCACUGGAUUUCAACCUACAUUUGUGCAAUAGCUAAGCAAGGAUUGCUUGGGAAAUGUUGCCCUUGUCUGGAAAAGUUGCCCGCUUACCUCCAUGACCCUUAUCUGGUUUCCUUUGUUGAAGAACACUUUGCCAAGCAUUUCUUCAUACUUUAAAAGUACACUAUUGCCUCUGUGUGUGUGUGUGUGUGUGUGUGUGUGUUGAAUAAUUCUAAUAUUUAAAAGCUUCUAAGAAGCUUAUUUUAAAAGUGUAAAUAGAUGUAAAAGUGUACAUACUUUGCUAUAUAUAAUAUCUAUGAUAUGUGUAUACUGUACAUAGAAAUAUGUAUAUUUGUAUUGUAUAUAAGCUGUUGCUUUCUAGAGGAAACUGCUAGCGUCCGUUUGAAACCUUUUUUCACCUUGUUAGGCUCAUAUCUCCCAGCUGUUGUAUAAUGGCCCUUGUAUUCUGAAAACAAUUGCUUGGGCAUUAACCCUUUCUUCUGUUUCUGCUGCUGCUGCACUGUCCUGAUGCAGAGUUGCUGCUCUAUUGCAGAGUGCAUUUCAGAAGUGUAUGUAAGACCAAAGUCUUCCAAUGAGUCCACCCUGGGAGAAAGAUGCUCCACACCAGAGCACUGCAACAGAGGAGAACACAGUGGGCAAAGAAGAACAUGACUAGCAACAACUGGACGCUGUCCCCAUGUUCACAACAGAUGACAAGAAAGUCCAUAGAGGCAGGCACACAAAGUUGGGAAGGGGCUGUAAAAAGGAGGGAGAACCACAUAAAGCAGCAAGAAACAGAAUACAAAUCUAUCCAGAUGUUAUCAUCUGCCCUAUUGGGGGUGAAAUAUGUCCUGGGAAUGGGAUGGGUCCACACCAGCAUGUUUGCCCACCCCUCAGAUGUAACUGGCACUUAUACCGGCAGAGAGGGCAAAGAUGCCAACUCAGAAGAGCCCACAGUCACAGGAGAGCAUGCCAGUGCAGCAGGGCCGGGGUAUUUCCAGGGGUGAAGCUGACUUUAGUCAACUUCCACUGGGGCUUGAGCCCAGGAACACUCCCUCCCUAGCCGCAGACUUAUGUCACUCAAAUGUGUGGCAUAAACUUGUUUGGCUUAUGGGGCUAUUCGGGUGGCAGAAGGGUUUUUGAAUUUCUCUCCUUCCUGCACCACCCAAAAUCCCUUUGAAGGUGGCAUGGAACCUCCUUCACUAGUGUCUCUGGCUGCCAGGGCUGGCCUGUAAAUAUUAUCAUUUGGCUAGCUUUCAUUGUUCAAGCAGAAAGGUGGCAGCUAUAAGCCCAGAAACCACACCUGUUGCCUUGAAUAUUAGAAUAGGUAAGUUAUGGGGAUCAACUGAAAGCUUGCUGUUUGCAAUAUUCAGAAUAUUUCCUAAACUCUAGUGGGCUAAUCUGUAGGCUUGCUGUGCUUUAAAAAAAAAGGUGCUUUGAAGUCAGCCGUCUGUGCGUCAUCAAAAAUACACAGAUGCCAGCAAACUGUUGCUCAGAACUGGAAGGUAAGGGUGGCUCUUUGAUCCAUUAAUCCCCAAACAGUCCCUUUGACAUCCAAAGGACUGCUGUAGAGCAAAUAAUAAAUAGUUUAUGGGCCAUGGUUGAAAAUCCCCAUCAUAUGCCAUCUCAUCAUUUCACAUUGUAGGUCCUGACCCAAAGAAGCUUAGAUCUCAGUAAAAUUAAUGGGACUUCACUUAGACGCCCAACUGAUUAUUCUCAGUGAUUUUAAUGUAACUUAGUAUAACUUGCUGUCUUUGGGAUAAGGCCUUAGAGCUUACCAGCACUUGUUCCAGUGCCAUUAAACAUGUUAUAUUAGCUUUACAGCAUUAAACGUAACAAUCCAUAAUAAUUAUACAGCAGUAAUAAAUGAAACAUUUUUCCUAUCAAUAUCAAACACCUUAGAACAAUAGUAAGCAUACAGUCUUUUGUUGUCAAAUAUUAAGACCCACGGUCUACAUUUUGCUUUAGAAUUCUGCCUAUAUAAACCAAGCUAACAGCCCUGCUAGAAAUCAUGGUGAGCCAUGUUUCUGGACACAGCAUAUCCUCAAUAUUGACUAAAUGUCUUAAUAAGCUUUUUAUGCUAAACUUUUUUAAAAUAAGCUUUUCUAAACAAAUUUCAUAAAUGAAAGGGGUCUCACAGACGGUAAUCACUCAGAAGAAAGCAUAUUCUUAGGAGUCUUCAUAUUCUGUUGUACAGAAGUGUAGCAAGGGGGGAAAGCUCCCGGUGCACUGGUGCGUCCUCCGUCCCGCCAUGUGCCACCCCCCCACCACACACCCACCAGGGUGCACGCUCGGUGCACCCCUGUCCCCUUGGAGCUACACCUUUGCUGCUGUACGUUGGCCUUUGACCUUGACUCCAAACACUUGACUUGGCAGUCUCUCUUUUUUGGUGGAACUGGGGGUCAAAUUGUAUGGGAGAUCUGGAAUACAUAAAAAGAAGCUGUGGUAACACCACCACCACCCCGUACUUCUUUUCACCCCAUCCCCAGAUGCCAUCGUCCACAGAGAAUGCUGUCUGUCCCCUCCUGGGCUAAUAUUGGCUUGAGAAGUAGGGUCAAGUUUGAAUUCUCUAGCGCUUCAGCCCCGGUAUGAAUUGUAUGCACUUUCCCAUCUGCUUUUAAUAUUAAACCAAACAGCAGGAUCAUGAAUCUCCUAUGUAAUAUAUGUCAUUUGUUCCUGAGCUUCCAAGUAAGCGUGUUGGGUAGCAUCGUUCUUCAGGAUGUCACGUCGUUUCUAAUUAGCGAGAAAAGGACCAGUUGCUGGUGCUGAAGAAGAAGACCAUCUGGGUCCACUGAACAUAUUCAGGGACUUCUUCUCUUCCUACAGGGAAGAAUGCUUUAAAGAAAAAUGAUUUUUACACUAAUUUAUGGAGAUAGGUUUUUU
Sphaerodactylus townsendi is the source of this 6425-nucleotide messenger RNA. RefSeq names its product StAR related lipid transfer domain containing 13 (gene STARD13). Bases 205 to 3534 code for a protein of 1109 amino acids. Gene Ontology annotation, molecular function: lipid binding; GTPase activator activity; protein binding. Gene Ontology annotation, biological process: actin cytoskeleton organization; regulation of Rho protein signal transduction; signal transduction. The transcript is spliced from 14 exons. The record is from RefSeq and is a predicted model, not a curated record. Lineage: Eukaryota; Metazoa; Chordata; Lepidosauria; Squamata; Sphaerodactylidae.